Asparagus officinalis (garden asparagus) is the source of this 1267-nucleotide messenger RNA. Its product is annotated as cysteine protease XCP1-like. Gene Ontology annotation, cellular component: lysosome. Lineage: Eukaryota; Viridiplantae; Streptophyta; Magnoliopsida; Asparagales; Asparagaceae. Bases 37 to 1104 code for a protein of 355 amino acids. The transcript has 4 exons. Gene Ontology annotation, molecular function: cysteine-type endopeptidase activity. The record is from RefSeq and is a predicted model, not a curated record.
ACUCUCUUGAACAAUCUCAUUUCUCUACUAAGUGAUAUGGAGUCAUGCAGCAAAUUUUCUCUCCUAUGUGUAGUCUUCUCCCUUUGCCUCCUCAAAUGCUCCGCAAUUCCUAGAGAUUAUUCGAUCGUUGGCUACUCAGAAAAGGACCUUAUGUCUCGAGAUAGUCUGAUCGAUCUCUUUGAAUCGUGGAUGGACAAACACGCCAAAAUUUACGAUAAUUUUAAGGAGAAGCUUAUGAGGUUUGAGAUAUUUAAGGAUAAUUUGAUGCAUAUUGAUGAAACUAACAAGAGGGAGAGUAGCUACUGGCUUGGGCUCAAUGAGUUCGCUGAUAUGAGUCAUGACGAGUUCAAGGAGAAGUACCUUGGAUUGAGGCCUGAUUUCAGAAAGAGAAUGGAGGGGUACUGCGAGAGCCGUGAAGAUUUCAGGGAUGAGGAUGCUCCUAAGUUGCCAAAGUCAGUGGAUUGGAGGAAGAAGGGAGCGGUGACUUAUGUGAAGAACCAAGGACAAUGUGGGAGUUGCUGGGCUUUCUCAACGGUAGCAGCUGUUGAAGGCAUAAACCAGAUCGUUACGGGAAACCUGACGGCGCUAUCAGAGCAAGAGCUUAUCGACUGCGAUAACAAAUUCAACAACGGUUGCAAUGGAGGUCUCAUGGACUACGCAUUCAAGUUCAUAGCCUCCAACGGUGGACUUCACACCGAGGAUGACUAUCCUUACCUCACGAGAGUAGGCAAAUGCGAUGAGGCGAAGAAAGAUAUGGAGGUUGUGACUAUUAGUGGGUAUGAAGAUGUGCCAAGAAACAGUGAAGUGAGCCUGCUUAAAGCGUUGGCUCAUCAGCCUGUUAGCGUUGCUAUAGAAGCCUCCGGGAGAAAUUUCCAGUUCUACAGUGGGGGGGUUUUCGAUGGACACUGUGGGACUGAUCUGGACCACGGGGUAGCAGCAGUUGGAUACGGGACAUCCAAGGGCCAGGAUUACAUCAUCGUGAAGAACUCCUGGGGUCCAAGUUGGGGGGAGAAAGGGUAUAUCAGGAUGAAGAGGAAUACUGGAAAGCCUGAAGGGCUCUGCGGAAUAUACAAGAUGGCUUCUUUUCCUACCAAGAAGAAGUGAAACAGCUGCUGACAUUAUCUCCUGGCCUGUACUGUCUAAUUUGCAGCAUAUUCAUAAAUAUUUUCUGCUUAAAUCUUUAUGUCAUUGGAGGCUUUCUGUAUUAAUAUAACCAUGUGAUGUAUUUCUUCUUUCCUAAUAAAAAUGCCGAGUUAUGCACUACAAA